This is a messenger RNA of Amblyraja radiata (thorny skate), 3939 nucleotides long. RefSeq names its product potassium voltage-gated channel subfamily A member 3-like. Gene Ontology annotation, cellular component: voltage-gated potassium channel complex; membrane. Bases 849 to 2300 code for a protein of 483 amino acids. The transcript has a single exon. Lineage: Eukaryota; Metazoa; Chordata; Chondrichthyes; Rajiformes; Rajidae. The record is from RefSeq and is a predicted model, not a curated record. Gene Ontology annotation, biological process: potassium ion transmembrane transport; protein homooligomerization; action potential. Gene Ontology annotation, molecular function: delayed rectifier potassium channel activity; protein binding.
GAAAUUAUACAAAACUUCCUGUAAAGAUGAACUCUCACUUCUGGAAGUUGAGGGGGUGUUUCACCGCCCUCCAUUCCCCACCGGAGCUCAGCACCGGGGACCCUGGUGGUAAAAAGGCGGGCGGCUGCCUGUUGCUACAGCAGCUCCUGGAUGGUUCACGUUCCUGUGCAGUCGGCUCUCUGUUGGAGUGGAGGGCGAUCAUAUCCUGGCCCGCGGGUCUCUCUCUCCCCCACACUCGCGCAUCCACUCUCUCCCGAUCCACGAGUUACUGUCAUUCCUGCAGUAACUCGAAUCGUUAACAUUUUUUCCCACAUGGUCAAGGUAACGAGCAGACAUUGACUUGCACGGAGAGCGAGGCAGCCGUGGGGAGCUGGCAAAGUCAGCUUGGAGUUGCACAGAAUGGGGGUGUGGAGCUGAAUCUUUGCCGGCAGUGUCACUCAGUAAGGCGGGAGGGGGGAGGUCCAACGUCAGUCCCGUGGAGUAUAAAUCGGAGGGGUGAACGCCGCCCGGGAGGGCGACUGUACGCCGUGUGAGUCGGGGAAGGGGCAGCUUCUGUCUGCGCGGAGAGUCAGACGUGAUUCUCUCGCUGUGGAGGAGCGUCGGCUUCACGUCAGCGCCGGCGAUGGUGUGGGGCUGAGCUAUUUUCAAUGCUGAGUCCCUGCCCAUCUGUCCGUGUCUAUGUGGGACAGAGAGAGCGGAGGCGCGGAGCGGGGCUGGCUGCGAGAAUCCACAGGCGGGGGCUGAACGAGGAAAUGCGAGGCGGCGCGCUGGGGGCAGAUCAGAGACGGAGGCAGACCCAACUUGGCCCCAGCCAUCGGUGAGGAGCGAGGAGAGCUCCCCGACCCAAGAUGACACUGGUGGCAGAGGAAAACAUCGACGAGUCGGUGGCGUUGGCCACGUUUUCUCAGGGCAGCUGCGACCCCGAGCUGCUGGGGCAAGAGUGCUGCGAGCGGGCUCUCAUCAACAUCUCGGGGCUGAGGUUCGAGACACAGCUGAGGACCCUGGCCCAGUUCCCCGACACCUUGCUCGGCGACCCGCGGAAGAGGAUGCGCUACUUCGACCCGCUUCGCAACGAGUAUUUCUUCGACAGGAACCGGCCCAGCUUCGACGCCAUCCUCUAUUACUACCAGUCGGGCGGGAGGCUGAGGAGACCCGCGAACGUGCCCGUCGACAUUUUCAUGGAGGAGAUUAAAUUUUACGAGAUGGGGGAAGAGGCCAUCGACAAUUUCCGCGAGGAGGAAGGUUUCAUUAAAGAGGAAGAGCGCGUCUUGCCGGCCAACGAGUACCAGCGGCAGGUUUGGCUGCUGUUCGAGUACCCGGAGAGCUCAGGCUCCGCCAAGGGCAUCGCCAUCGUGUCCGUGCUCGUCAUCCUCAUCUCCAUCAUCAUCUUCUGCAUGGAGACCCUGCCCGUGUUCCGCGAAGAUGCGCGCCUGGAGCCCAGGACGGUGGCCGUCAAUGGCACCGACACGCUGGGGACAAACAUAUUCACCGACCCCUUCUUCAUCAUCGAGACUCUCUGUAUUGUCUGGUUCUCCUUCGAACUGUUGGUGAGAUUUUUCUCGUGUCCCAGCAAAUCCACCUUCUCCAAGAACAUCAUGAACAUCAUAGACAUCGUGGCCAUCAUCCCCUAUUUCAUCACCCUCUUCACUGAGUUGGUCUACCACCAGUCCAACGGGCAGCAGACCAUGUCCUUGGCCAUCCUCAGGGUCAUCCGGCUGGUUCGCGUCUUCCGCAUCUUCAAGCUCUCCAGGCACUCCAAGGGUCUCCAGAUCCUGGGCCAGACCCUGCAGGCCAGUCUGAGGGAGCUGGGUCUUCUCAUGUUCUUCCUCUUCAUCGGUGUCAUCCUCUUCUCCAGCGCCGUCUACUUCGCCGAGACGGACGACCCGGACUCUAGCUUCUCCAGCAUCCCAGACGCUUUCUGGUGGGCAGUGGUCACCAUGACCACCGUAGGCUACGGGGACAUGCACCCCAUCACCAUCGGAGGUAAGAUCGUGGGGUCCCUGUGCGCCAUCGCCGGGGUGUUGACCAUCGCGCUGCCCGUGCCCGUCAUCGUGUCCAACUUCAACUACUUCUACCACAGGGAGAACGAGCAUGAGGAGCAAGUCGAGUACAUGCACAUCAGCAGCGGGCAACAGGCGAACUCCAUGGGGCAGCUCAAGGCCAGCGACCAGUCCCUCAACAAGAGCGAAGCGGAAGACAACGUGGACGCGUUGAUCAAUGAUCAUCAGUACCCCGACUACACCCCCAUCAAACAGAGGUCGUCAGACAACCAAACCAGGAAAACAUUCACCGACGUAUGAUGGGCGGGAGGGACGGAGCGGGGACUGAAAAAAUCUCCAUCAAGUCACGUUAACAACAGACAUUUUCUGAUGUUCAGCCUCACUAUCCCACGGAGGCUGAAAAUUGUACAAACACAUUCGUGGCAGAAUUAGAUCUCGGCGGUGGAAAUGCGUCGGAUUGUUCAACACUGUUUUAGCUUUACGAUCAACAUGUUAAAUUGUCGACAUUUUCUGCGGUUUCCUCUAAGGAGACCGCCGCUUGUUUUUGCUUUGAUUUACACAGCCCGUUAUUCUACUUUCAGCUGAUCUUUAAAGCAUACCAGCUAAAUUGAAUUAAAAAAAAAACCCAGACUGAAGAAGGGUCUCGCUACAAAGAUGCUGCCUGUCCCACUGAGUUACUCCAGCAAUUUGUGUCUACCUUCGAUUUAUACCAGCAUCUGCAGUUCUUUCCUACACAAAAGCCCAGACCAAAUGUAUUGUUUCACCGAUCCCAGUGAUUCUGUGCCGGGCGGGGGUUCGGGGAUUUCGAUAGCGAGCGUGUGUGUUUCCACGGGGAAGUGGGUUUAGUCCCCACGCCCACCCUUCGCCACCUCAGCGGAAAAACGCCUGACCCCAAGGGGCAAGAAACAAUGCUUCAGGAUUUUUAAACCGGUUGGAAAACGAUUGCAAAGAAAGCGGAGGCGGCAGAGCGAGGAAUCAAAUAGCAAUCAGAGAAAGAGAGAGAGAGGAGCACAAGGUGGAUCACGAACGAGAACAAACAGCUUCUGGUACAAUGUCAGAAAUGAACGCCCAAAUUGCAACGACUCCACCAUUCAACUGACCCCGACCCUCCGGAGGUUUUGUCAAGCACUUUUCAUUAGAAUAGCUAAUAAAUUCGAUCAAUUCGACGUGCCAUCGCCCCUCUCCAAGCUCCACGGGCGGAGAGCGGGCUAAAGCCCCUUCGCUUGUUCACCAUCAGCGACAUUGUGUUUUUUUUUAAUAUCGAAGUUCGCAUUUGUGAGGAAAGGGGGAUCGGUACGUUAAAGCAACGGUGGCUGUGCUUGCAUUCGUGCCAUUUUGUGCUGCUCCCGCGGUUCCGCUUGCUCGCCAGCCCUACUCCUCCUGAGAGGACGAGCGUGGCCGAGGAGAGACACAACAAGGACACGUGUGAGCUCCGGCUGCGCCGCCGACUCGUCAGCACCUCCCCGUGGCGUCGGCGGUCGGCAUAGCAACCGCCUUCUCGCCCGCCGGCCCGAGCUGUCAAUGAGAACAAACCCUUCACAACUGACUGCGUUAUUCUACAAAAGCGCCCAAACAUCGCUGGCUGCAGCCUCUAGACAAUGUAUCACUGCCGUGGAGCAGGAUCGAAUUAUUCUCUAUCCAAUGGCUCAACGUGUUACAAUUUAGCUCCCAGAACGACACAACUAACGUGUUGUAAACCAGCAUCUGCAGUUCCUUGUAUAUCUCCAAUUCAGCCCAACCUUGACUCUGUUUUAACAGCGCAGCUGUGCAUCGAAACCAACGUGAAUACAUUUUACUUUGCGAAUAAUCAAUCGCUAUUUUUCAAUUACAAACUGGCAAAAUUUAUCAAUUGAAAUUAUUUCCAACCGUUACUGACUUUAAGGACAGAAAUGUUGGCGUAACGCAGCAGGUCAGGCAGCAUCUCUGGAGAACACGGACA